AUGGAAAAAAGCGAUAUUAAACCAGCUGUAAUUUUUGUUUUAGGUGGUCCAGGUUCAGGUAAAGGUACACAAUGUGCCAAUAUUGUUGAGGAAUUUGGAUUUGUUCAUUUAUCAGCUGGUGACUUAUUACGUGCUGAAAUGAACUCUGGUUCAAAGAAUGGUGAUAUGAUCGCUACCAUGAUUAAAAAUGGUGAAAUUGUUCCAUCCAUCGUUACAAUCGAAUUACUUAAAAAUGCCAUUAAAUCCAAUCCAGGUAAAAACUUUUUAGUUGAUGGUUUCCCAAGAAACGAAGAAAAUAAUAAAUCAUGGGAAGAUAAUAUGAAAGAUAUUGUCGAUACUAAAUUUGUUUUAUACUUUGAUUGCCCAGAAGAAGUUAUGACCGAAAGACUUUUAAAGAGAGGUGAAUCAAGUGGUAGAUCUGAUGACAAUAUGGAAUCAAUUAGAAAGAGAUUCCACACUUUUAAUGUUCAAACCAAACUUGUUAUUGACUAUUAUGGCCAAUUCGAUAAGGUUAGAAGAAUCGACGCAAAUAGAGAUGUUAGCUUAGUUUAUAAAGAUGUCCAAGCACUUUUCAGAUCAUGUGGUUUUUAA
Messenger RNA from Dictyostelium purpureum, 591 nucleotides. RefSeq lists its product as uncharacterized. Gene Ontology annotation, cellular component: cytoplasm; nucleus. The transcript has 2 exons. The record is from RefSeq and is a predicted model, not a curated record. Gene Ontology annotation, molecular function: UMP kinase activity; ATP binding. Gene Ontology annotation, biological process: UDP biosynthetic process; 'de novo' pyrimidine nucleobase biosynthetic process; CDP biosynthetic process. NCBI's taxonomy places the organism in Eukaryota, Evosea, Eumycetozoa, Dictyosteliales, Dictyosteliaceae. The coding region runs from base 1 to 591 and encodes 196 amino acids.